AUGAAUAACACAUUUAACGAUAAAAAAAAUCCUCAAAAUAAUGUUUUAAAUAUUUCAGAACCCCCAACAUGGUCAACUAAUAGAAUAUCUCUUUCCUCAGAAGAAUAUGUAUAUUAUGUAAAUUUAUUUAACUUAAACGAUAAAUACGAACAUAAUUAUAUUGAUAAUAAAACAGCGUCAUCUUUUUUACAAAACUCUGGUUUAUCUAUUGCGGUUUUGCAUUCAAUAUGGGAAUAUAGUGAUAUUCAAAACAAGGGGUAUUUAACUCUUGAGGACUUUUUCAUUUGUUGUAGGCUCGUUGCUCAUGCACAAAAUGGAAAUCCCUUGAGUUCUGACAUGAUUAAUAGACAACCUCCUUGCCUUCCAAGCUUUGAUAUAAUAAGGCAUAAAUCCUUUUCAAAUAUUUCCAAUCUAGAAGGAACUAUUGAUUGGGGAAUUGAAAUAACAGAAAAAGAAGAAUAUAAAAGGAUUUUCAAAAAAUUAGAUAUAAAUAAUGAAGAAAAAAUAGAAGGAAAUAUGAUUAGAGAAUAUUAUUUAAAUACUUCAAAUAUAUCAAUAUGUGAACUUAUGCAAAUAUGGAAUAUUUCUGAUUAUGAUAAUGAUGGAUAUUUAGACUUUGAUCAAUUUUGUGUUAUGAAUAAAAUUGUUGAAAUACGAAAAGUAAAAGAAAUAAAUAUUCCAUUAUCUAUUCCAAAAAAAUUAUUUAAUUCAAUAAAUCCAGAUCGCAAUCUUGUUACUAAUGAUUAUGAUAAUGCUUCAUUCAAACAUAUGAAGAAAGGAAUUGAAACUCAUGGAUCUGAUAAAUUGUCUUGUUUAAAUUUGUUAAAAACUGAAAAUAAUGAUAAAGAAGGUAAUAAAUAUGAACAUCUUAAAGAUGAAGAUAAUGUAAAUAAUUAUGAAAAUGUCCCAAAUUACGAAAAUGCAAAUAACGAAAAUACAGAUAACGAAAAACUUAAUAUGGAAUUUGAUUUCUUUGAAUUUAAAAAUGAAGAAUCAUAUAAUAGUCAGUAUGAAAAAAAAAAAAAAAAAAAAAAAAAUAUAACAAAAUCGAGUAUGAUCUUUAAGGAUAAAUGUGAAGAAUUCUCGGGUUUUAGGAAAGAGGAAGAAGAACAAGACGAUAUUAGCCAAGAAGUUUCGAAUAAUAAAAAUCAUAAUAAUGAAAUUUUAAUAGUAAAUAAAAAGAAUAAAAAAAAAAAAAAAAGAAAAAAAAAAAUCGAAGAAAAAGCAUUGACAUAUAAUGAGGAAGGAUUUGAAAAUGAGGAAAUGGAUCCAGAAAGACAAAAGCAAAAACAAAAAGAUAUAAAAAAUAAAAAUGAAAAAAAAAACGAAAAAGAAAAAAUGAAGAAAAAGACAAAACAAAGGGAUCAGGGAGAAGGUUGGAAAGAAAAAUGGAAAGAAAAAAUUAAUGAAAAAAUUGAUGAAAAUAUUAGCGAGCAGAAUAGUGAAAAAAUUAAUGACAUGAUAUUAGAAAAUAUUUCUUCUAACAGAACUACUGAAAAGAAUAAAGAUAUUGAAAAUAGUGAAUCUCGAAAUAAAAUGUGGAAAAAAUUUAUGAACGAAUCAAAAUUAGUUAAAUUAAAUUAUAGAAAUAUAAAAAAUCCAAAUAUUGAAAGUAAAGAUAUAUAUAAAAUUGAAGAAUUAAAUAAAAAGCUUGAAGGUGAAAAUAUUGAAAGAAAAAUAAACAUUGAAAAACAAAAAAACCAAUUAAAUCGACUUUCUUAUAUAUAUGAACAUGAAUUAAAAAGAUAUCAAUGUCUUAAAGAUGAGAGAAGGAAUCUCGAAUUUUUAAAUAUAUGUUUAUAUAAAGAUAUAAAAUAUAAAAAAGAAAAUAUAAAAAAUAUAAAAAAAGAAAUUAAAGAGCUUAUAAAUGAUAUAAAUAAAAUAAAUAUAGAAAAUUUAAAUAUUAACAAAAGUUAUAUUAAGAAAGAAAAAGAUGUUAGAACAGCGGAUCAAAAAAGAAAAGAUUUAGAACAAGUUAUAAAUAAAGAAAAAAAAUAUUUAAAAAAAGAUGAAAAAAAUUUAAUUAUGCUAAAGAAUAUGAUUUUAUAUUUAAGAAAACAAAAAUCACAAGCUCUUAAAUUACAAAAUGAUUUAAAAGGCAGAUAUGAUGUUACGAAUACGGAUUAUCAAUUAUUAGUUAAGAAUGUUUUUCACCAACAAAAUAAUUUAAAUAAUAUUAUUAAUAAGCGUUUGGAUUUAGAAAAAGUAAAAAAUCAGCAGAUUGUUUUAUUUAAUUCUUUAUCCAACCAAUCUAUACUACUUGAUUUAAAAAAUAAAUAUCCACAAUUAAAAAAAACUCUCGAAAGUCAAUCCGAUUUCACAUUUCAAGCCCAUGAUAAUCCACCUCAAUCUUUCCAACGAAAAUAUUUUGUAGACAAAAAGGGAAUCCCCAAUGAAUUGAAUCGUGAAAUUAAAUCCACAAAAAAAAACAUCAAAAAUUUUGAAAACAUUAAAAAUGGGGACAGUGUAGAUAUUUUUUCCAGCCUUGAUGAAAUGGACUCUUUUGAGGACAUCCCAGAAGAAGAGAAUGGGAGCUCUAGUAAAUUGUCAUUGAAGGAUGGGGAUCUUAAGAGUGACGAAAACAGUCCAUAG
Molecule: messenger RNA, 2592 nt
Organism: Plasmodium berghei ANKA
Lineage: Eukaryota; Apicomplexa; Aconoidasida; Haemosporida; Plasmodiidae
Product: EF-hand calcium-binding domain-containing protein, putative
Exons: 7
Coding region: 1-2592 (863 amino acids)
Biological process (GO): endosomal transport; endocytosis
Cellular component (GO): cytoplasm; plasma membrane
Molecular function (GO): calcium ion binding; protein binding
Source: RefSeq, a predicted model, not a curated record